GUUUUGAAUAGUGGCGGGAGCCCGGAAUUUGCUUGUAUCCUAUUCUGUUAAGGUUUUAUUGUAUGGCCGUACUUCUGAGUGGCGAGCCUUAUUGUCACUUCAUGGGCGAAUUUGAAACUGAGGAGAUGGAGGUAUGUGAUGCAGAUGGCGCUCCCAAUAUGGUACCACAGCAUGUAGCAGGGGAAUACCAUUGCUUGGUAUGCCCUCGCCACUUUCCAAGUGCUCCACGCCACUUCCAAACUGCAGGAAAUUCAGUGCCAUUGUUGAUGCCAGAAGAAAACGCUGUUGUCCAUGCAGAGCUUCCUGAGUGCCACCAGGAAUAUAAGCUGCAGCACCACCAACAACAAAAUGCAAUUCAAGAGUCGAAUCAUAUCGAUUCGGAGCAACUACACAAACGCUUCUCGACUGCAUUUCAGAAAGCAUAUGCUAGUGGCAAGAGACCUGCUGCCAUCAUACCCCCCCUGAACAGGAGGUGGAAAACAGAGGUUGUUCAUGAUAGAAGAGGGUUGUCUACCGACCACACAACUCUACCACAAAACCCGUCUGAUGGGGAGAAUUGUGCUAAUUCAUUGUACAGUGACACUGACAGUGCCUCCGUAGUGCAAGAUGAUGAAUAUGAUGGUGGUGAAGAAGAAGAAGAAAUAGUCAAUGAAGAAGACAUUGAUUAUGAAGAACAAGAAAUUGAUGAAGAGGAAGAAAUAACAAAUGAAGAAAUGGAAGAAGAAUUCGUGAAUGAAGAAAUGGAAGAAGAAUUCGUGAAUGAAGAAAUGGAAGAAGGAUUCAUGAAUGAAGAAACGGAGGAAGGAUUCGUGAAUGAAGAAACAGGAGGAGGAUUCGUGAAUGAAGAAACAGAAGAAGGAUUCGUGAGUGAAGAAAUAGAAGAAGGCUUAAUGAAUGAAGAAAUAGAAGAAAGAUUAAUGAAUAAACAGAUAGAACGAGGAGGAGGAUUAAGGAAUGAAGAAAUAGAGGAAGAAGAUUUAAUUAAUGAAGAAACUGGAGGAGGAGGAAUAGUGAAUGAAGAAAUCGAAGGAGGGGGAAUAGUGGAUGAAGAAACUGAAGGUGGCAUAAUGAAUAGUGAAGUAGUAGAAGAAGGAAUAAUAGACGAAGAAGAAAUUGAUCAUGAAGAAAUAAUGGAGGAGGAAGUUGAAGGAGGAUUAAUGAAUGAAAGAACAGAAGAACAAGAAGAGCUAUUGAUGAAUGAAGAAACUGAAGAAGAAAGAAUAACAAAUGGAGAAGUCGUAGCAGGAGGAAUAACAAAUGGAGAAGUCGUAGCAGGAGGAAUAACAAAUGGAGAAGUCGUAGCAGGAGGAAUAACAAAUGGAGAAGUCAUAGCAGGAGGAAUAACAAAUGGAGAAGUCGUAGCAGCAGGAAUAAGGAACAGAGAAGUUAUAGCAGGAGGAAUAAGGAAUGGAGAAGUUAUAGCAGGAGGAAUAAGCAAUGGAACUGUCACAGGAGAAGGAAUAAACAAUGGAGUAGUUGUGGGAGGAGUUAUAAGGAAUGGAGUAGUUGUACGAGGAGGAAUAACGAAUGGAACAGUUGUAGGAGAAGCAAUAACAAAUGGAACAGUUGGAGGAGGAGGGAUAACGAAUGGAGUAGUCUUAGGAGGAGGAAUAAGGAAUUUAGUAGUCAUAAGAGGCAGAAUAAGGAAUUUAGUAGUCGGAGGAGGAGGAAUAACAAUUGAAGUAGUUGGAGGAGGAGGAAUAACGAAUGGAGGUGUUGUAGGACGAGGGAUAAGGAAUGGAGAUGUCGUAGGAGGAGGAAUAGCGAAUGAAGGUGUUGCAGGAGGAGGAAUAGCGAACGGAGGUGUCGCAGGAGGAGGGACAGCGAACGGAGGUGUUGCAGGAGGAGGGACAGCGAACGGAGGUGUCGCAGGAGGAGGGACAGCGAACGGGGGUGUCGCAGGAGGAGGGACAGCGAACGGGGGUGUCGCAGGAGGAGGGACAGCGAACGGGGGUGUCGCAAGAGGAGGGACAGCGAACGGAGGUGUCGCAGGAGGAGGGACAGCGAACGGAGGUGUCGCAGGAGGAGGGACAGCGAACGGAGGUGUCGCAGGAGGAGGGACAGCGAACGGAGGUGUCGCAGGAGGAGGGACAGCGAACGGAGGUGCAGCUGGAGGAGGAGUAGUGAACGGAGGUGUCGCUGGAGGAGGAAUAGCAAACGGAGAUGUCUUAGGAGGAAGAAUAACGAAUGAAGUCAUAGGAGGAGGAAUGAAAGAAGGGCCUGGUUCCAGCAACAGUGACCUACAAUCUGUCAAGCAGGCAGAGCUUAAGCCACCACCAAUCAUCCUACACAUCAAGGACCACUACAGAUAUUUCCUGCAGUUACUUAAAGAGUGGACAACAGAGGACUUCAGUCUUGACAUUUGCAUCCAGUGUGCCGGUGAACAUCAAAGCCAGAAAUGUCUGCUCCCCAGAAACAAAGAACUGAAGUACAUGAACUGUGGGGCUCGCCAGCAUGAAGUACCUUACAGCCAGCCUAAGCAAGAGAAGGCUAACCAUUCUGUCUGCCAUCUAGGUCCAACUGCACUGCCACAUGUGGACCGCAUUAGUGAUGUUAGCAAAGCAGAGCUGCUGUCUGCAUCAGACACAAGCUUUAUGGGCCCAACAGCCAACAGACUUGGGCAGACCCACGCCAAAAAGCGUAUGUCUGAAUUACAGCUUGACAGUGCACCAAAACAGAAGCUGCGGUGUUGUCCACAUGCUGCGGGGGAGGCAGAACAGGUGGGUUUGGUCUCCACCUCCAUGAGCCAAAAUAGUUCCAGAAAUGGCACCAGCUAUGUCAAAGGUGAAGAUAGUGUUCAUGCUGAAGCCACCAACUGCACUGACAUAAUGCCCAGCAACAGCUUUACCUCUGCCGAACAGCUUGCAGAUAUACCUAGACAGUUUGCCCUGCUAGAGGAGACAAUCAAGAAUCUCCCACAGCGGAUUUAUGCUGCUGUAAAGAUGGCUGUGGAAACAGGCAUGCUGCCAGCUUCCCAACAACCAGCAGACUGA
Messenger RNA from Schistocerca piceifrons (Central American locust), 2993 nucleotides. RefSeq lists its product as uncharacterized. The transcript has 3 exons. Bases 63 to 2993 code for a protein of 976 amino acids. NCBI's taxonomy places the organism in Eukaryota, Metazoa, Arthropoda, Insecta, Orthoptera, Acrididae. The record is from RefSeq and is a predicted model, not a curated record.